Molecule: messenger RNA, 699 nt
Organism: Mandrillus leucophaeus (drill)
Lineage: Eukaryota; Metazoa; Chordata; Mammalia; Primates; Cercopithecidae
Product: vegetative cell wall protein gp1-like
Exons: 4
Source: RefSeq, a predicted model, not a curated record
CCUCCACAUCCACCAUUGCCUCCACCUCCACCAUCACCUCCACCUCUACCACCAUUACCUCCACCAUCACCUCCACCAUUACCUCCAACGUCGCCUCCACCUCCACAUCCACCAUCACCUCCACCUCUACCAUCACCCUCACAUCCAGCUACCAUCACCCUCACAUCCACCAUCACCUCCACCUCCAUUAGCAUCACUACCUCCUCUACCUCCACCAUCGCCUCCACCUCCAGCACCAUUUCCUCCACAUCCACCAUCGCCUUUACCUCUACCAUCACCCUCACAUCCACCAUCACCUCCACCACCUCCUCCCUCACCAUCACUACCUCCCCCACCUGCAUCAUCGCCUCCAACUCCACACCAUUAGCUCCACCUCUACCACUAUUACCUCCACCAUCACAUCCACCAUCACCUCCACCAUCUCCAUCACUACCUCCUCUACCUCCACCAUCGCCUCCACUUCCAUCACCAUUUCCUCCACCAUCACAUCCACCAUCACCUCCACCUCUGCUAUCACCCUCACAUCUGCUAUCACCUCCAUCACUACCUCCCCCACCUCCACCAUCCACCAUUGCCUCCACUUCCAUCACCAUUACCUCCACCAUCAUCACCUUCAUCUCUGCCUCCAUCUUCACCAUCACCAUCACCUCCACCUUCACCACCACCAUCACCUUUAUGGAAGAUCCCUACAGAAAUUGA